AUGUUGACAUCAUUCUAUUGCCCUUAUAAUAAGUGACUCUUUCAACCAAAACCUGAACGUACAGCAACAACAAUAUGUACACAUUGUGUUCAGUUAUGUACUCUUCAUGAUAGGAAAUGUAUUUCUUAUAUCUGUGAGACAAUGAAGGAGAUAAUGCUUGUGUUCGGAGUUCUUUACUUUAUGCCCAGCGAUGGUAGUGUCCGUAUUCCAAGAAAUCCCUACUCAUCUUGGUUUAAAUAUUGCAUAGGUAAAUCUCCAUCUCGACACAGUCAUGAUUGGUGCCUACCUCGGCAUAUGAGUCAACCAUAUUAUAUACAUCCAGUUUGCAAUCCAGGAAUGUAUGGACCGUUUUGCCAACUAAAAUGCAGUACUCACUGCUACGGUCAAACUUGCACCAAGUACUCGGGUCAAUGUGACAAAGGAUGUAUGGGCUAUGAUAAUCCACCCCAUUGUUCAAAAAAGUGCCGAAAAGAUUUCUGGGGAAAAAAUUGUGAAUCUAGAUGCUCUACAAAUUGUUUAGACGGAGUGUGUCAUCACGUGACGGGCACAUGUGUAAACGGAUGUAGCGGUUUUUUAGAUCCACCAAAAUGUGUAACACCUUGUCUUGCUGGAACCUGGGGUGAAAACUGUGAAAUUAAAUGCUCAGAAGAUUGUCACAACAGAUCAUGUGAUCCAAGAAUUGGACAAUGUGACAAAGGAUGUAAUGGGUUCAGUGAUCCACCAGAAUGUUCCACUGUUUGCGUUGAAGGAACCUGGGGACAUAACUGUCGAUGGAACUGCUCGAAUAAGUGUUACGGUGGAUUAUGUGACAGUGUUAGUGGAGAGUGUGACAAUGGAUGCGACGGAUUCAGUAAUCCACCAUAUUGUGAUAAAGUUUGUGGCAAUGGAACCUGGGGAUAUGAUUGUCAGUGGAACUGCUCAGAGAAUUGUUAUGGUGGAUCAUGUGACAGUGUCAGUGGAGCGUGUUUGGAUGGAUGCGAAGGUCUCAGUAAUCCACCAGAUUGCGAUUUAGAGUGCGACAAUGGAACCUGGGGAUUGAAUUGUCAGCAGAACUGCUCAGAGAAUUGUUUUGGUAGAUCAUGUGACAGUAAGAGUGGACAAUGUAGCGUUGGUUGUCAAGGUUUUAGAAAUCCACCGGACUGUGAUAUUGUUUGUGACAAUGGAACCUGGGGAUUCAAUUGUCAGUGGAAUUGCUCGGAGAAUUGUUUUGGUGGAACAUGUGACAGUGUCAGUGGAGCGUGUUUGCAUGGAUGCGAAGGUUUCGCUAAUCCACCAUAUUGUGAUUUAGAGUGCGACAAUGGAACCUGGGGAUUGAAUUGUCAGCAGAACUGCUCAGAGAAUUGUUUUGGUAGAUCAUGUGACAGUAAGAGUGGACAAUGUAGCGUUGGUUGUCAAGGUUUUAGAAAUCCACCGGACUGUGAUAUUGUUUGUGACAAAGGAACUUGGGGCCUCAAUUGUCAGCAAAAUUGCUCAGAAUCAUGUUUUGGUGGAUCCUGUGACAGUGUGAGUGGAGAGUGUGACAACGGAUGUGUUGGUUUCAGUAAUCCACCAGACUGUAAUGCAGAAUGUGACGAAGGAACUUGGGGACGAAACUGUCAGCGGACAUGCUCAAAGAAUUGUUUUGAUAAAUCCUGUGACAGUGUGAGUGGAAUGUGUGACAGUGGAUGCAAAGGUUUCAGUAAUCCUCCUGUUUGUAAUAAAGAUUGUAACAACGGAACCUGGGGACUGAAUUGUCAGUGGAACUGCUCAGAGAAAUGUUUUGGUGGAUCUUGUGACAGUGUCAGUGGAGAGUGUAACAACGGCUGCGAUGGUUUUAGUAACCCACCAGCUUGUGAUAAAGUUUGUGUCAACGGUACUUGGGGUCGAAAUUGUGACUUGACCUGCCCUAACUACUGUCUAAACAAUUCUUGUGAUAAAAACACAGGGCAGUGUGAAAUUCAGUGUCUCGACUGUAUUCCAGGUCCCAUAUUAAACGACUCAGUAGUACUAACACGAGAGGUGAAACAGGCCAGCGAACAGAAAUCGAAUACAUCAAUUAUUGCAGUCAGCGUUUUAGGAAUCGCUGCUGGAGCUAUUGUCUUAGUGGUAGUUGUAACGGUACUCAUAAAAAAGAUUCGAUUCCGAAGAUCGGAGAUGAUCGAUCCUCUAAAAUCUUUGUCGCAGCUGAAUCUAUACGAAGACGAGGAGAGCGUUAGAGAAGAGGGCGAUGAAUAUAAGCCAAUUAGGAGAUAUUAGCAGGUGCAAUAAUCCAGUUCAGUUUUCGAAGGGCUGACAACUCUUUCUUUUUUUAAAGAAUUAUAAAUGUAAUGCGAUGUAUGCCAUUUUUUAACAAAACUUAUAUCAACUCGCUGAAUCUGACCAUCUGUCUGUUUGUCCGUCUGUCUGUCCAGUAAAAAGUUUGAACAUGUGUUCCUUCCAAUUUGCCAGUCUCGGUCCAAGGUAAAGCUUUUCACAUUUAUUUACUGAAUCUGACAAGACAUAAAUCAAUAAAGGACAAAUUAAAAAUUCAUCAAUUGUAUGCUAGUGAUUGCUUAUUUUGUUUAAUUUCGUAAUAAGGAGGAUAAAUGUUACUUUAUCAUAUAUAUAUAUAUAUCUAAUAGAUAAAGUUGAAAGUAAGGCGUAUGUAUGUAUGUAUGUAUGUAUGUAUGUAUGUAUGUAUGUAUGUAUGUAUGUAUGUAUGUAUGCAUGCCCCGUAAAGAAAUCAAAAUCGUUCGACCGAUCUUGAUAAAACUUGGCAGAAAUGUUCCUUGGGUACUAACUUAGACAAUAGUGUAUGUAUUGUAGCCCUUAAACAAACUUAAGACCCUAAAAAAAAAAGUUGCCCAACUCUAUAAAAGUAUUGUAUCUUAUAAAUCUAGGUCAUGUUUACAUGCUGUGUCUAAAUGAUGAGGCAAGACCAAGAGGUCACGCAUGCCCAGCAGAGAUGAAAAUCUCUAGACCUAAAUUAGCUCUCAUUCAAGAAAACAUUAUUUUGUUAUUUUACACAUGAACAUACAAAUACGUGUCUAUUCAUUUCAUUAUUUGAUGCACAUUAACCUUCAAAUUUAAGUUUACAAAACAUUUUUUUUACAUAAAAUCCUUCGCUCUAAAUGUAAAUAGCUUUAAAAACGUCUUGACAUACUUUUCUGUAACUUUCGGCACCAUUAUAUCGCGUAGUGAUACAAAUGAGAUGAACGUCAGAGGUCAUAAUAUUGCCCAUUAUAAAGGCAUAUUAUGAAACCAAUAAUCUACUUGCAAAAUACAAUUUACUUUCAAAUUUGUUUUUUAAAGCAUUUAAGCCUACAGUUACGGUUUAAUUUUAAGUCUUUAAUUUCAAUUUACUUUUUUCUUUAAGAUUUACUUAUGCGCAUUUAGAACUCUUAGCAACUUAGCGACGAAAUGAUGAAUGAAACACGGCCAAUGUAUCUAGGUCAACACAUUACAUCUAGGUCGACACAAGCUCACAUCACAGUGUUUAUAGUCUUUUACUAUAAUAGACUCAAAGUUUUUAUUAAUUGACUAGACUACUGUGGCAUUCAAAUUGUUUAGAUUCUAAAUCUAGAGCAACAUAAAAUUAAACUAACAAUGCUAUAUAUACAAUUACAUUCACGCGUUCGAUAUGAUUAUAAAAUACUAGAUGAAUUGAUUUAUUUUUUAAAUGAAAAUCAUUAUGUUCACGUCAUUAUUGAUUAUUCAAACGGAAUAAAUGCAUGUUAUUUGUAGAAAGAAAAACCCGAUUAAAGCUAGUGUAUAUAUAUAUAUAUAUAUAUAUAUAUAUAUAUAUAUAUAUAUAUAUAUAUAUAUAUAUAUAUAUAUAUAUAUAUAUAUAUCCAAAACUUAACUAGUUAGUUAAUCAUUUAGCAAUAAUUAAAUGGUUAAUUAUUUUUGUUUUACAUAGCAGAAAUCAAGCUAAACCCUAUACUUUUCAGAUAAAUGGUAAUAAUUUGAGUUAGUUUCCCUAGAUAAGCUUUUGUUAAAAAAUGUCCUUUUUGUCUUUUGAUUGUUGUUUAUUCAAAAAUGAGACAUUGUUUUUAUUAGUAUAAAUUAACAUGUCGAUGAUUCGUAUCCUGUACCUCUAUGUAACUCUUUAUGUUAAUUUCUUCUUAUUUCAGUUACUAAGUUCAUUGUCACUUUUUAAAAAGCUUUGAGGUGUCAAUAAAUAGACAAUCAAC
Messenger RNA from Biomphalaria glabrata, 4151 nucleotides. Its product is annotated as multiple epidermal growth factor-like domains protein 11. The record is from RefSeq and is a predicted model, not a curated record. Gene Ontology annotation, molecular function: hormone activity; scavenger receptor activity. Gene Ontology annotation, cellular component: extracellular region. The coding region runs from base 142 to 2235 and encodes 697 amino acids. The transcript is spliced from 15 exons. NCBI's taxonomy places the organism in Eukaryota, Metazoa, Mollusca, Gastropoda, Planorbidae.